AUUUGCAUGCGAUUUAAAAAAUAAUAAUAAUGAAAUGUGAUCAUCAGUGCAGUGCCAUGAAAACGAAAUGAUAUGGAGAAGAGCAAACCGGGGAUGAAGAGUAGGAGCCUCCGUUAGAGCAGCUCGGUUUCAGAACAGCAAUGAGAAUUGGAGCUGGAGAUGAGUGAAUACCUGGGCUUUGUUCAUUUGUUUUUAGUAACCAUUGGCGCCCAGGGCAGGUUGAGCGAUGCCUGGUUAAGUGGAAUAUAGUAGGUCAUAGGGGUUGAGAGGACACUCGAGUGUACAUUGGCGUGGUGCAAGGGCACUCACUUGCCCAGACCAUGUGUUUGGCAGAGUUUACGCACCAUGUGUUGCCUGCACACCUAUCAAAUCGGCGAGGAACCGCAACCAUCACCACCCGCCGUGGUCUUUUAAUGUGGAUGUUAUGUUCCUACUGGCCAUUUACAGUGGUGACCAGCCAGAACUUCAACCCGACUGUGAACACCCAGUUUGGGAAGCUGAGGGGCCUCCGGGUUGCGGUGCCAGGCGAGGUCCUUAAGCCCGUUGACCAGUACCUUGGGGUGCCGUAUGCUGCCCCUCCCAUCGGGGAGAAGCGCUUCAUGCCCCCAGAGCAGCCCUCUUCCUGGUCAGGGAUCAAGAAUGCUACCCACUUCAUGCCCGUGUGCCCUCAGAACAUCCGCAACACAGUGCCUGAGAUCAUGAUGCCCAUAUGGUUCACCUAUAACCUGGACACAGUGGCCAACCUCAUUCAGGAUCAGAACGAGGACUGUUUGUAUUUAAACAUCUAUAUUCCAACAGAGGAUGACAUUCGGAACACUGAGGCUAGGCCUGUGAUGGUCUACAUCCAUGGAGGAUCCUACAUGGAGGGGACAGGAAAUAUGAUCGAUGGGAGUGUGCUGGCCAGCUAUGGGAAUGUCAUCGUCAUUACUCUCAACUACAGGGUCGGAGUACUAGGGUUCCUCAGUACAGGUGACCAGGCAGCUAAAGGAAAUUAUGGACUCCUGGACCAGAUCCAAGCCCUGCGUUGGAUCAGCAAGAACAUUGGCUAUUUUGGAGGAGACCCUGGUCGCAUCACUGUCUUUGGAUCUGGGAUCGGAGCAUCCUGCGUCAGCCUGCUCACACUGUCCCAUCACUCUGAGGGCCUGUUCCACAGAGCCAUCAUCCAGAGUGGCUCAGCCCUGUCCAGCUGGGCUGUCAACUAUCAGCCUGUCAAGUACACCCGCAUGCUGGCCGAGAGGGUGGGCUGCAACGUGCUGGACACCCUGGACAUGGUGUCCUGCCUGCAGAAGAAGAGUGCCAGAGAGCUGGUGGAGCAGGACAUCCAGCCAGCCCGCUACCACGUAGCCUUUGGCCCCGUCAUCGAUGGUGAUGUCAUCCCUGAUGAUCCUGAGAUCCUGAUGGAGCAGGGCGAGUUCCUCAACUAUGACAUCAUGCUGGGCGUCAACCAGGGGGAAGGGCUGCGCUUUGUGGAGACUGUUGUGGACCUGGAGGACGGCGUAUCUGGCAGCGAUUUUGAUUUUGCUGUGUCAGACUUUGUGGACAGCCUGUAUGGCUACCCGGAGGGGAAGGACACUCUGAGGGAGACCAUCAAGUUCAUGUACACGGACUGGGCCGACAGGGACAACCCGGAGACCAGGAGGAAGACAUUAGUUGCCCUGUUCACUGACCACCAGUGGGUGGAGCCCUCAGUGGUGACGGCUGACCUGCACGCUCGCUACGGCUCGCCCACAUACUUCUACGCCUUCUACCACCACUGCCAGAGCCUGAUGAAGCCUGUGUGGUCGGACUCGGCCCACGGGGACGAGGUGCCCUAUGUGUUUGGCAUCCCCAUGGUGGGAGCCACUGACCUGUUCCCGUGCAAUUUCUCCAGGAAUGACAUCAUGCUCAGCGCUGUGGUCAUGACCUACUGGACUAACUUCGCUAAGAGUGGGGAUCCCAACAAGCCAGUUCCUCAGGACACCAAGUUCAUCCACACCAAGGCCAACCGCUUUGAGGAGGUGGCCUGGUCCAAGUACAACCCCCAUGACCAGCUGUACCUUCACAUCGGCCUGAAGCCUCGCAUCCGCGACCACUACCGCGCCACCAAGGUAGCUUUCUGGAAGCACCUGGUGCCCCACCUGUAUAACCUCCAUGACAUGUUCCAAUACACCUCCACCACCACCAAGGUCCCUCCCCAGGAUACCACCAACUCCAACGGUAAGAGGACUGGCACCACCAAGCGUCCGCCUGUCUCCACAGCCCACAGCAGUAACGGGGAUGAGGAGGAAACGGGUCCUCUGAUUGUGGCUAACCCGAGAGAUUACUCCACUGAGCUGAGUGUCACCAUCGCUGUGGGCGCUUCACUGCUGUUCCUCAAUGUGCUGGCCUUUGCCGCGCUCUAUUACCGUAAGGACAAGCGCAGCCGGCAGGAUGGCCACGGCAGCCCCCAUCAAGCCAGCCCCCAGCGACAGAGCAACGGCAACGAAGUGAGCCACACCACCACCACCAUCGACGAGAGCCUGUCCCAUCAGAUGACCCAGAGCAGCCAGAUGAACCAGUGUGACACCCUGCAUGACCUCCAUGAUCUCCACGACCUCCAUGACCUUCAUGACCUUCACGACCCCCUGCACCUCUCCACCAACAUGGACUACACCAUGACCCUGCGCCGCUCACCAGACGACAUCCCCCUGAUGACACCCAACAAUAUCACCAUGAUCCCCAACUCCUUGAUGGGCCUUCCCAAUAUGCACCCCUACAGUACCUUCCCAGCCGGGUACAACUCCACAGGCCUGCCCCACUCCCACUCCACCACCCGGGUAUAGACCCAGCCUGGGACAGAUGACAUACAGACCACAGGGGACAGAGAUUGUAGAGGUGAGUUGAGGUGUGUGCUGUGCUGUACAGUAGUUUAGGAAUGAAUACAAAACAGUAGUUGGUAUGGGAUGCGUGGGUAAGAUAAGUUUGAAUUUAUGUUCAUACUGCAAGAGCCAUACAAAGCUUUUUCUGCUCAAAGGGUGCAUAAUCGCCGCCAAUAUAAUACUACUGCCUCCUCUUCCUCACAGAAGGAGGUCUAUAAGCAGUGUCAUUUUCUUAUAAUAAUUUUCAAAAGCCUUUGUGAGCUGGUUAAAACGUGGGGAAAAAAAGCUUUUUAUUUCCCAUUCUUGUCUUUUGAGGGUAACAUUUAUUUGGUUCUUUCUUGUACAACCUCAGUAUAGUGUUUGUACAGUUGGAUUUGUACGGGAAGCUUUUUUCUUACUAUGAUAUCUGUUUUGAUUUUCAACAAUUCUUUGUGGAACAAUUAACAUCUGGACUCAUCCCUGACUGAAGGACAUUUGUAAAAAGCAGAAAAUCUGUGUUAUGAAGCUAUUUUAUACAUAUUCCUCAUGUUACUCACAACUUAAAAGGGUAUUUUUUACUUCCUGACUAAAGAAUGGCUUGUUACUGUAACAUUCUCUGCUUAGAGAAAUACUGUUACGGUGACUGUGAUGAAUUGAACCUUUACUACAACAUUGAUUACAAUUUGUAGUAAAAGUAUCACAUUUAUCCAAACAAUAUUUCUAUUUGAAUAUGCACAACGUGUGUGCGUUUGUGUGUGUGUGUGUGUGUGUGUGUGUGUGUGUGUGUGUGUGUGUGUGUGUGUGUGUGUGUGACUGUGUGUGUGUGUGCGUGUGUUUGUGUCUGUUUGCGUGCGCGUAUGUUUGUGAGCGUGUCUGCGCACACGCAAAGUGCAAUGUACAAGUGUAAAUUGGUAAGACAUUUGUUUGACAUUUGUUUGAAGUAUUGGCUUUCAUCAUAUUAGUGUUGUACUCCGAUCUAUGGUCGUCUGUUUAAGUACCUUUGUUAUUUUUCAGUUGACUGUGUCUUCUUUUGCUAAACCCGUUCUGCGAAUGCGACUUCUGCUUUGUUAUAAACAGAGAAUAGCUUAAGAUGGCACCUACUCUAACCAACUGAUAUGAUUCCAUAGGCUUGGCUUGUUUGUACAGAAUAAACUUAGACCAGCAGUUUUUUAAUUGUUAUUUGUUUAUAUGAAUAUAAAGGUAUUCAGUAAGAUAAUUAAGUAUAUCACAAUUGUAUGUAUAAACUACCUGAAUCAAUCAGAUUUGAAAGAGUUUUGCUUAAAAUAUUGCAGAUUGAGAAAGCUGAGAUUCACCCAUAGGCUUCAUCCCAUUUACACAAAACCCAGAUUUUGCAGCAUAACACGUUUUGAAGCAUUACUAUGAAAGUGUCUUUUGAAUUCAAUGUGAACACUUCACAGUAUUAUUCUGGGAGAAUGCACAUCGCUCUGAGAAUUAUUGUCAUCUUGCUUUCUUUGAUACGAUCAUAGAACACAAUUGACUAAUACUACUGUUCAAUAUCAAUGGGCUGAUUAAAGAUUUU
This is a messenger RNA of Oncorhynchus nerka (sockeye salmon), 4356 nucleotides long. Its product is annotated as neuroligin-3-like. Gene Ontology annotation, biological process: presynaptic membrane assembly; postsynaptic membrane assembly; modulation of chemical synaptic transmission. Gene Ontology annotation, molecular function: signaling receptor activity; neurexin family protein binding. Gene Ontology annotation, cellular component: postsynaptic specialization membrane; plasma membrane; cell surface. The transcript has 6 exons. The record is from RefSeq and is a predicted model, not a curated record. NCBI's taxonomy places the organism in Eukaryota, Metazoa, Chordata, Actinopteri, Salmoniformes, Salmonidae. Bases 321 to 2801 code for a protein of 826 amino acids.